Tachysurus vachellii is the source of this 5953-nucleotide messenger RNA. RefSeq names its product SEC14-like protein 1. The transcript is spliced from 17 exons. Gene Ontology annotation, molecular function: RIG-I binding. The record is from RefSeq and is a predicted model, not a curated record. NCBI's taxonomy places the organism in Eukaryota, Metazoa, Chordata, Actinopteri, Siluriformes, Bagridae. Bases 350 to 2533 code for a protein of 727 amino acids. Gene Ontology annotation, cellular component: cytoplasm; cytosol. Gene Ontology annotation, biological process: negative regulation of RIG-I signaling pathway.
GUCAGUUCAGUGAGAAGAGGAGCAGGAGGUGGAGAAGGUGGAGGAAGCAGAAGCAGAACUGAAGCAGAACUGAGAAGAAGUGCGUUUUAUUCCACAGAUGAUGAUCCGUGGGUGCGGGGAAGAGCUCCAGCUGGAUGGAGGAGAUGUUUAACGGAGGAUUUCUCUCUCAGCCAGGCUCAGAGUUCGGGAUAAAGGCUGUGGGAGAGUUCGCGCUUUCAUCUGGAACUAAAUAAUAAUAAUAAUAAUAAUAAUAAUAAUAAUAAAGACUCGUAAUCACACACAAACAACACGGAGUGUCUUUAAUCCGAUAUAAACCACUUUAACUGGGCGGCGUGAGAGCACAUCCACCAUGGUGCAGCAGUAUCAAUCCCCUGUUCGUGUGUAUAAACACCCCUUCGAGCUGGUCAUGGCGGCGUACGAGAGGAGGUUCCCCACGUGUCAUCUCAUCCCCAUGUUCGUGGCCAGCGACGUCCUCAACGAGGAGACGAGCGAAGAUAACUCCGCGCACAAAGUCGAGAGGAGGUGCAAGCUGGACAUCGACGCCCCUCGACUCCUGAAAAGGAUUGCAGGCGUCGACUACGUUUACUUCAUCCAGAAGAACACGCUGAACCGCAGAGAGAGGACGCUGCACAUCGAGUCGCACAACGAGACCUUCUCAAACCGCGUCAUCAUCCAUGAGCUCUGCUGCUACUCAGUUCACCCUGAGAACGAGGACUGGACAUGUUUCGAGCAGUCUGCCAGCCUAGACAUCAAAUCCUUCUUCGGUUUCGAGAGCACUGUGGAGAAAAUCGCCAUGAAGCAGUACGCCAACAGCAUCAAAAAGGGUAAAGAGAUCAUCGAGUACUACCUGAGAGAGCUGGAGGAGGAGGGCAUUACCCACGUGCCCCGCUGGAGCCCCAACACCUCCCUCAUUCAGCCCGUUGUCGCGGUCACACCCCCGGCUCCUCCCUCCACGGCUCCCAUCGCCAUCACCGCCUCCGCAGAUUCGGCCAAAGACGCGGCGGCGUGUAAAGAAAGCAGCAGUCCGGUGGGCAGCGCCAACGAGCCGCUCGCCGCCACGCCCGAUGAUAAACUGGACGCUGACUACAUUAACCGUUACCUGGGUGACCUCACACCUCUACAGGAAAGCUGCCUCAUACGCCUCCGCAGCUGGCUGCAGGAAACACACAAGGGCAAAAUCCCGAAGGACCAGCACAUCCUGCGCUUCCUACGAGCGAGAGACUUCAACAUGGACAAAGCACGAGAGAUCCUGUGUCAGUCUCUCACCUGGAGGAAGCAGCACCAGGUGGAUUACCUGCUGGACACCUGGAGUUCACCACAGGUCCUCCACGAUUACUACACCGGGGGAUGGCACCAUCACGACCGUGAUGGCCGUCCUCUCUAUAUCCUGCGUCUGGGACAGAUGGACACUAAAGGUCUGGUUCGAGCUCUAGGGGAGGAGUCACUGCUCAGACAUGUCUUGUCUAUAAAUGAGGAGGGAUUGAGGAGGUGUGAAGAGAACACUAAGGUGUUUGGACGCCCAAUCAGUUGUUGGACAUGUCUGGUGGAUCUGGAGGGUUUGAACAUGAGGCAUUUGUGGCGUCCAGGCGUUAAAGCUCUCCUGCGCAUCAUUGAAGUGGUGGAAGCAAAUUACCCAGAAACCCUUGGGCGCCUCCUCAUCCUGCGUGCGCCCCGGGUCUUCCCUGUGCUCUGGACUCUGGUGAGUCCGUUCAUCGACGAGAACACGCGUAAGAAGUUCCUGAUCUACGCUGGGAACGACUACCAGGGUCCUGGUGGUCUGGUGGAUUACAUCGAUAAGGAAGUCAUCCCCGACUUCCUGGGUGGAGAGUGUAUGUGUGAGGUUCCUGAGGGUGGCCUGGUUCCCAAAUCCCUCUACAGAACCGCAGAGGAACUGGAGAACGACGACAUCAAACUGUGGACGGAAACCAUCUACCAGAGCGCCAGUGUGUUUAAGGGAGCGCCGCACGAGCUGCUGAUCGAGAUCAUUGACGCCUCCUCUGUAAUCACCUGGGACUUCGACGUGUGUAAAGGAGACGUGGUGUUUAACAUCUAUCACUCCAAACGGGCUCCUCAGCCGGCCAGGAAAGAGGCGCUGGCGUCGCACGGGAUCACGUCACCCGGGGGCAAUAACGUGCAGCUCAUUGACAAGUCGUGGCAGUUGGGGCAGGACUACAGCAUGGUGGAGUCUCCACUCACCUGUAAAGAGGGAGAGAGCGUGCAGGGUUCUCAUGUGACACGCUGGCCAGGGUUCUACAUCCUCCAGUGGAGGUUCCACUCCAUGCCUGCAUGCGCAGCCACCAACCUGCCGCGUGUGGACGACGUGUUAGCCACGCUGCAGGUUUCCUCUCACAAGUGUAAAGUCAUGUACUACACCGAGGUCCUGGGCUCCGAGGACUUCAGAACGGCUUGCUGCGAUGUGCAGAGUUUGGGUUCGAUGACGAGCCUGGAGUCGAGUCACAGCGGAUUCUCUCAGCUCAGCGCCGCCACCACGUCCUCCAGCCAAUCACAGUCCAGCUCCAUGAUCUCCAGGUAGAGCCAGGAGACAGGAGAUGGAUGACGGGGAGGAGCGCGAGGCCGAGUAAAAAGAAAAAUAACAUAUUUGAUAUCAGCGCCGUGGCGUUAAAGGGCUUUGAUCUGCGUUGCCGUGGUGCUCGGCUGAGCUGCUGGUCAGUUCGCUGGGUACCUGUUUCCUCUUGAACCGAGUGAUACAAGGAUCUCAAAAAAAAAUAAAACAGGAUGAGCUGUUACACACACACACACACACACACACACACACACACACACACACACACACACACACACACAAAGGGCACAGUAAUACUGUAUACAUAUGUUUUUUUUUUUUCUUUUUGCCAUAUCGCUGGUGGUUUCAGCGUUUAUAGGUCAAAGGUCAGGGUUGUAAGUGUGGCGACGUGGCCACAUAAAGCAAUAAACAUUUCUAUUUGUAUUUAUCAUGAGUGUGUAACGCGGUUUGCCGGUGUUUAAGGUGCUCUGUGCUUCAUUAGAUAUUAGUUUUCUGCCUGCUUGUGAAAGUAAUCCUAAAAAUCUCUUCUCGAUGCCUUCGUCCAGUCGCAAACUCGCAAACGAUUCGUUCCUAUGCAUCCGAAAGCCUGGGGGAGGGUGGGGUUUGGAGCGAGGGCUACUUUUUAUGGUUUUUAGGUCAAAAUGAAAUAAAUAGAAUUGCUGUGGGUUUGUAACAGACGCCUUUUAUGGGAAAUUAACCCUAACUGCAUGCUAGCGUUAGAAUUAACCAGGCUAAAGUUUAGCGAUGAAAUAGAACUUGUAGUGAAAAAAUACACAAGUAGUAACAAUUACACAAUUUCUUCGGUUUACAGCAUGAAAAGUGUCGACGCCAAAAUCAGACUAGUGCAAAAAAUUCUUUAAAAAAAAAAAACGUAGACGACGUGAAACGAGGUGGUGAAUUAAUUCGUUUUCCUUUUUUUUUUUUUUUUUUUUUUUUAAUUAUACAAACUAUUUAAGGAUGACGAAUGAAAAAGGCAGAAGUUCAUUUCCUCCUCAUCAGUAACAGGUCAUUAACCUCCUUCUGUUGUGCACAUCCUCGUGCUGGCUAGUGAACUCCAACACUUUCACUGGGCAUUAAAGUCAUUUUAACCUCAUCGAACGCUUGGAUUCUCUGGACCUCUGUAGUUUUUUGUUUUUUUUUAACAAUUAGGUCACGAUAUUCUGAAUGACGGCUUUUCGGGUCAGUUUAUUUCUGUACUUUGUGUUUGAGGACAUCAGAGUCGUAAAUGUUUUUACUGUGUGUUCAGGUCGGGGUGUGAGCUGCACUGCUGGAUGAUGAUGAUGAUGAUGAUGAUGAUGAUGAUUUAUUAUUCAACUCCUCUCCAUUACAGUAACGAGUGUGUGUCGGUCAGUUAACGUUUACUUUACUCAGCCAGAACACGCCUGUGCAGGUCAUGAGCGGAGCCCAGAGGUCAUAACCACUUGUGAGGACGUUUCAGGAAGUUUAAUUUUUUGGUGGCUGUAUUUAGGGUUUGUUAGAACAGCUGAGGGUGAAUGUGAAGGUCUCUGAGGCAGUCUGUAGAACGAUCAUGGAUUUGGUCCCAAUAUGCUCUUGUUUGUGUGUGUGUGUGUGUGUGAGAGAGAGAAAGAGAGGUAUAUAAUGCUCGCUCGACCAUUUAUCCAGUACUGUCAUGCUGUGGUGCUUUAGGUGAUAACAUGAGUGAUGACCUUAGUGACAGCGAGGUUUAUCCUCAUCACGUGUUCUGAAUGCGGUCCAGAACGUUCGCUCACGUGCCACAGGCUUAGACUUGAAAGAGAAAAUUUGUGAUGCAUGUUGUGGACAUUUUGUUUGUCGUUUGUGCGUUUUUUGUAUAUUUCCCCUCCAUAUUACACAGAAACGGAGAAGCAGAGCGACGGUCACGUGACGAUUAAACACGUUUGUGUGUGUGUGUGUGUGUGUGUGUGUGUGAGAGGUUUAGUGUGGAGGUGAUACUGAAGGGGUGAAGGAUGUUUUCGAGGUUUCAGGUAGUGAAAUAUAAAUCAGUGUAUUUUACAUUCGACGUGUCGUAAACACAUAAGCGACCACGUGAGGAGACGAGUGUUGUCUGAUUAGGUUUUGUUUGGUUUUAAUCUUUGGUGCGAAUCAAAUCAGAAUUCAGAAUGUUUACCAAGAACGGGACGCUCUUGUGAAUAUAACACACUUACACCCUAAAAUGAGAGCUCGCAACACGUGACGGCCUUUAAUCUCGUCAACCAGGAAAAGGAGUCAGAUCUGAGCUCCGAACACGAACGUGUAAAGUCCUGGGUCCUUUUAUUUCUCCCUUUGGGGGUUGUGGGGGGGUAAGAGGGGGCUGUGUGGGGUUGUUGUGUUCUUCUUCUCAUCUGUUACUCCUGAAGCAGUCCAACAGUUUACAGCAACACAAUGAACCGGACGUUCAACACCUUUUUAAGGUCAAGAUGCUGAGACCCAGAACGAUCUGCCUGGGUUUCUGCUCACGUUGUUAUCGUUAUUUAAAGUGUAUGUUAAUGAUGUUUGUGUGUAGCGUCGUUUAUCGUGUGUAACCCGUAAGAGGGUUUAUAUGGUUUUAUAGCAACACGUCAGAGCGAGCGGAAUGUCAUCAGCUUCAGCGCUCAGUUUUUAUUACCUGUUUAUGGCAGCUUUCACACUCCGCCUCAUGUUACCAUAGCGACCGUCUCUUCCCAGCGCACACAUCAUUGUGUCGAGUUUUCAGUUUGAUUUCUUUUCCCACCGAACAGAUUAAUUUAACGCCGUCACAAACUCGCCAUCCGACCGGUCAAGAACGGAGGAAGACUUUUUUUUUUUUGGGGGGCUGAAAGUGUGAAAGCAGCCUGCGGCAUGUUACACGUCACCACUGAAAUAAUUCUCUUACAGUUACUGUAUAAAAGAAAUAAUAAAGAAUGAUAGAAUACAGUAGUGAUUAGUUUACUUUACUAACACAGACGAGCAGGUCAUGGAGUCCAGAGAGAGAGAGAGAGAGAGAGAGAGAGAGAGAGAGAGUGAAUUCGUCAAAACUUCCUGAAACCAACUCAAUCCUCCAUCCAAUGUUUGUCUCCUGUUGGAUCUAAAGCCCCCUCAUCUCUUUCUCUCCCUUUCUCUCUCUCUCUCCCUCUCUCUCUUUCUCUCUCUCUCUCUUUCUCUCUCUCCCCCCCCUCUCUCUCGUGAAGUCCUCUGUCUCCGGCUGUAUGAGGGCUAUGUACAUAGCAGAAAUGUACAACUAUAUAUAUAUAAAUAUAAACUGUACAUCUUUUAUGUUUAUUUUUUCUCCUCAUGAAUGUUCAUUUCUCCGUCCUCACGCGCCGAAGUCUUCGUCCAUGAACACUGCAUAUCUCUGUAUCACUCUGAGAAAACGAUGAUUGUGUAAAGAAUGAAACAAAAAAAAUCAUUUUGGAGAUUAAUAUAUGAGCGAAUGAGAGAGAUCCUUUACAUUUGUUUUUCUUUGGAGGAAAUAAUUAAACUUGAAUUAAAGAG